GCCAGGCAACGCCCGCUGGAGGAGUCCUAGCGUAAAAAAGGUCCGGGAGAAGUGUCAGCGGCCAGGAGUGGGACCCUGCAGCGCAUUCUUUCCUUGCCCGCGGCCGUACCCGCGGCUGGGCGGGUUAGGGCAGGGGAAAUGUUGCAGGAGGAGUCGGACCUGUCUCUCAUCAUUGCCCAAAUAGUCCAGAAACUCAAGGGCUCCAAUUUGUAUGCUCAGCUGGAACGGCAGGCCUGGGCCUGUCUUCAGAGACCCGAAAUCAGACUUGAAUCACUCAAAGAAGAUAUUAAGGAAUUCUUUAAAAUAUCAGGUUGGGAGAAGAAACUUCAGAAUGCUGUUUAUAGUGAACUGAAUGUGUUUCCUUUGCCCAGUCAUCCUUCUGCACCCCCUGAGCAUCUCAAAGAACCUUUGGUGUACAUGAGGAAAGCACAGGGAAGUUGGGAAAAAAGAAUUUUGAAGAGUUUAAAUAGUAUGUGCACAGAACUAAGUAUCCCAUUAGCACGAAAGAGACCAGUGGGAGAGCAGAAAGAACUUCUCAAUAAGUGGAAUGAAAUGGGAACUGAUGAGCCAGAUUUAAGCCUUUUUCGACCUGUUUAUGCACCUAAGGACUUUCUUGAGGUAUUAAUUAAUCUCCGCAACCCAAAUUAUGAAAAUGGUGAUUCUCUUAGUUUUAGGACUCAUUUGGGUUUAAUCCAAGUUCCUCUGAAAGUAAAAGACAUCCCUGAAUUGAAAGAAUGCUUUGUAGAACUUGGCUUAAACACAGGACAACUGGGUAUAGAUGAUUCUACACAAGUGCCUCCUGAACUUUUUGAAAAUGAGCAUGUGCGUAUUGGGCAGAAAGUUCUAGCGCAGCAGGACAGCGCUGCUGCCCAGCAAUACAUCCGACAGGGAAGCCCCACUGCACUGAGAGCCGAGCUCUGGGCGCUCAUUUUGAAUAUCUCUAGUCAGCCUGAGGAUAUCCUGUAUUAUGAGCAGCUGAAAACCAAUGUGAUACAGCAUGACCUUUUGGUGGACAGUCUAAUUUAUAAAGAUGUGAAGCUGACAGCAAGCAAUGAUGAUUACUAUUUUGUAUUUGAAGAUUAUUUAUAUCAGGUGUUACUUUGCUUUUCACGGGAUACGUCUGUACUGGGUCACUUUGCAUACAACAGUGCUUCACCACCGAAAUCAUACAUCAGAGGAAAACUAGGAUUAGAAGAAUAUGCUGUCUUCUAUCCACCCAAUGGUGUCAUCCCUUUCCAUGGAUUUUCCAUGUAUGUUGCACCACUGUGUUUUCUGUAUCAUGAACCUUACAAAUUGUAUCAGAUAUUCCGUGAGAUGUAUGUCCGCUUUUUCUUCAGACUCCACUCCAUCUCCUCUCAUCCUUCUGGUAUUGUGUCACUGUGUUUGCUGUUUGAAACUCUUCUUCAAACGUAUCUUCCCCAACUCUUUUAUCAUCUGCGAGAAAUCGGAGCUCAACCACUUCGGAUAUCAUUUAAGUGGAUGGUUCGAGCUUUUUCUGGAUACUUAGCUACAGAUCAGCUCUUGCUUUUAUGGGAUAGAAUCCUAGGAUACAACUCUCUGGAAAUUCUUGCUGUGCUGGCAGCUGCCGUGUUUGCUUUCCGAGCAGUGAACCUGAUGGAGGUGACAUCACUGGCUGCAGCUGAAGCAGUUCUGGCUGACCUUUCUACUUUAAAAGUCAUGCCUCUUCUUCAAAUUUUUCUGUUUGCUACCGUCACCUGAUCUUCGAGGUUGCUGACACCACCUCUGGUUUUUCAUUAGAAACUAAUCAUGAACUAUGCAAACCUGCAUACAACCAGAAUUAAACUUUGCACAUAAGCCAAUAAAGAUCAUGUUCCCUCCUCGGUUAAAGCUAAGAAAUUUUCACUUUUUAAAACUAUGGCCCUACACAUCAAAUACUGCGCUUGCAUGCUGACGAUUGCCAAGAGAAAAGCAAUAGACACCAGUUCUGCUGAGCCGAGCAUCCUUCAUGCACAGAUUCCUAGCUCAUAACAGGCACGUACCACAUAUGCAAUAAGAACUAAAGACACUGUAAUAAACUUGAAGAGGUAACAUAGCUUCUUGUCAGUUUGUAAACUUCUCCCUAGAUAGUAAUUUUAUUUUAUAAAUUGCUCCCCACUAAAGCUAAUUGGUUGGAUGGGGCUUGAAAAGGCUUGAAAGUAAUUCAUUUGAGUGGGAUUCAAAUGUAUGUUAGUAUUUUUACCAGUUUUAAUUUAUGAUGAUUUCAGACCCUCUCAUUUGGUCUCUCCGUAAGCAUCUCUGUUGGAUACAGGUAUCUCCAGUACUGCUCUGGCUUGUUCUUGUUGUGGACUGUGAGACAGUCUUACAUAGCCCAGGCUCUCCUCAGUUCACUGCGUAGCAGAGAAUGGCUGGAUUCCAGAUCCCCUAGCCUCCAUCUGCCAAGUGCCGGGGCUCCUGGUGUGUCCCACCCCGUCUGCCUCCAUCUGAUAACAGUUUAUUCUUUCCCUUGGAAGUCAGAAAUGUACAGAGGGAUCCCCUUGCACUUCCCAGCCUCCCUUCCUUUACGCAGACAGCACCUCGACACUGCUGACGCCUGGUGCCGAUUCUGUUUCCUUGGAGGAGUACAAGCAGAGGAACAAACCCAGCCCGACUCUGCCGCAGCAUGGUCCUUCCAGACGGAUGUCCGAGCAGAGCAGCUCAGAGACACCGCAAGUCCUCGUUCAUUCUAGAGCGGGAGCUGCUGUGCGCGGCACUGGCCUUUAUUUCAGUGUUUAUUAUAAGCCAAGGGCAUUGUCUUGUUUUAUGUUUCCUAAUGAUAUGCCAUUUCAUACAUGGAAUAAUGAACUGUAAAGGGAGAAAACACUGUCUUCGGAUUGAGGUGAAAAUUGACAAUGCUGAUCACUCUAAUAAAACUCAAAUCAACAGAUUGA
Messenger RNA from Rattus rattus (black rat), 2888 nucleotides. RefSeq names its product TBC1 domain family member 19 (gene Tbc1d19). The transcript has 21 exons. The coding region runs from base 139 to 1719 and encodes 526 amino acids. The record is from RefSeq and is a predicted model, not a curated record. NCBI's taxonomy places the organism in Eukaryota, Metazoa, Chordata, Mammalia, Rodentia, Muridae.